Python bivittatus (Burmese python) is the source of this 3350-nucleotide messenger RNA. The record is from RefSeq and is a predicted model, not a curated record. NCBI's taxonomy places the organism in Eukaryota, Metazoa, Chordata, Lepidosauria, Squamata, Pythonidae.
ACUGGGUUCACACAAGGCUCCAAGUGCCCUGGAUUCUGGGAGUUUGCUGCACUCACUCCCGUCCUGCAUCUCAGCUCAGCUCCAGUUUUUCUUCGGGAGCGCAGCUGAAACCAAGAACCCCAAUCCCCAAACUUUUGAUGAGGACUUUUAAGCCAGGAAAAUCCCUUUGAUUUGUGGCACAGGAUGGGCGACUGGGGUUUCCUGGAGAAGUUACUGGACCAGGUGCAGGAGCAUUCAACAGUCAUCGGCAAGAUCUGGCUGACAGUCCUCUUCAUUUUCCGAAUCUUGAUCCUGGGUCUAGCUGGGGAGUCCGUCUGGGGGGAUGAGCAGUCAGAUUUUGUGUGCAAUACCAAGCAGCCUGGUUGUACCAACGUCUGCUAUGACAAAGCCUUCCCUAUUUCCCAUAUUCGUUACUGGGUCCUGCAGUUCCUCUUUGUCAGCACCCCAACCUUGGUCUACCUGGGGCAUGUCAUCUAUCUCUCCCGGCAAGAGGAGAAGCUGAAGGAGCAGGAGAGUGAACUCCGGGCAUUGCAAGCCAAAGAUUACAAGGUGGCAGCUAUGCUGAUGACAGUGGAGAAGAAGAUGGCCAAGAUCUGUGUGGCUGAAGAUGGCCGAAUUAAAAUCCGUGGGCCUCUGAUGUGGACCUAUGUCAUCAGUGUGAUCUUCAAGACCAUCUUUGAGGCAGGCUUUCUCCUUGGCCAGUGGUACCUAUAUGGCUUUGUCAUGGAUGCUCUCUAUGUGUGCCAGGGCUCUCCAUGCCCACACUACGUGGACUGCUUUAUGUCCCGUCCCACUGAAAAAACCAUCUUCAUCCUUUUCAUGCUGGUAAUGGGCUUGAUCUCCCUUGUCCUCAACCUUCUGGAGCUUUUCCACCUCUUUUGUAAGCACAUAGCCAGCAGGGUAAAGACAAAUAACUGCUGUUCCCCAUCCUCUGCUCCCCCUCUGCCCUCUGAUGACAAUGGCUUCUCAACAAAGCUUGGUAAAAUGCCAACUGGGCCUUAUCCACCAGAUUUUUACCUCCCCAUGGCAGACAGGCAUUCCCCACCCUACCAGGGAUACAACAAGCUCUCCAGUGAGCAGAACUGGGCCAACUACAACACAGAAGAAACCCUGGCCUUGCAAAACCAGGCUAAGCCUCCUGAUCUCUUUGCAACAGGAGCCUCUGAAAUCCAUCUCUCUCAGGAAAGGCAGUCCAGCCGCCCAAGUAGCAGUGCUUCUAAAAAACAAUAUGUCUAGCAAACAGCCCUUUGAAAUGUAAGUUACAUGGGAACUUCCUUGAUGGCAGCUGGGAUUCUCUCAAGGGUGCUUUCACAUGGAAGCCUUCAUUGUGGUUCCUUACCAUGGAAGAAAGAGGCUGGGCCUCAGGAUUCUUCUCAAGGGCUUCCCAAGUUUCUACCACUUUAUUCUGCUGUCCAGGUGGACACAGACUGAACUUGUGGGUCCACCAAUUGUGGAAAAAGAGACAUAGGACAAAGAGACAUAGGACAAUCUCGUACAAGCCAUUGAAAUGGCUGGUGAAUGGGCAUUUAAACAUCCCCCAGAUGCCUGCUAAAUGUUGACUCCUGGGGAAAAAAUCAGUUGUUCCCUCUGUCUAUUUUGAGGCUUGUGAUCUGCAGAUCAGAAAACAACCACUGGACCACAGAGGGAGGAGGGGAGGUAGAAGAGAAACCAGUUUGGAACUAUCCAAAAUUGGGUCUCAAAUUUUGGACAUAAAUGCAACCUGAAAAGGAGAGUGCGGAAUAAACUCAAGGAGGAAUUUCUGAUAUGUCCCCUUUUUAGGAAUGGAUGUGAACUGAUUGAGAAAAGGCAUUCAUCAAGCCGAUUUGUUUUCAUGUUGCAGUACACCAAAAGUCUGAGCGACUUACUUAUUAAAAACUGAAGCCCAUCUAUCGUUUACGUAUCGUUUCAAGUAGGCCUUGGGGAGAAUAAUUGCUACUGCUGAUGUUAGCUUAUUAAACAUGACUCCUAUUUAAGUAUAGAACUAAGUCUAACUGAUAUGACUUAAGUCCUCUGGGUUAUUUCUUAAAUGUCUUCCAUGUAACAAAGCACUGUUUUUAUCUUCACCAUAUUUGAAUCUCCAGUUUCUGUAUCCACUGACACUUGGUGAACCUCUAAUCUGCAGAGGACUCUCACUACAGUUCUUCUCUUCAAUGGAUAACUUGGAGAGGUUGAAUCAAGAUUAUUCACUAUGUAUAUUAACUCUCUGUCUUCUUGGGUAUGUAACUCCAUCUCUCAUCCCAGUUGGAUAGUUUUCUGGAGAUUGGCCUUCCACGAGCUAAAUGUCCUUCAACCCUGUUGGGGUUAUAGUUCCCCAGAUUUCCAGCCAUGCUGGUUUGGGAUGUUGGGCAUUGAGAUCCUGGCACAUCUGGAAGAUGCCAAAUUAUGGAAAGCUGCUGCAGACACACAUUACUCUUGGUUUUAAUUACUCAGAACCUCAUCAGAACUUGCAUCCUGAUGGUUCUGUGAAGUAUCAUUCCUUAGUAGACCAUAAAAUAUUGUGUUUAUCUGAACUUUAUUCAGUAUAAAUUUCCAUUGAUGAUAUCCUCUAAAUAUUGAAAACUGUCUGGCCUCUUCAAAUGCAGAGCUGCUCACUCCUCUCAUUGCAAUCAUGAUUUGUGCAGGACUCUGCCAAACGGAGUUUACUACUGGAUGUUUGAGGACAAUGUUGUAUUAUAUGUGUAUCCUUAUGAAUGGUUGUAGUGGUCAAUCUCUCUCCUGGCUUCCUAUUUGUACCUUCUUUUUUAUUGUAAUGUGUUCUAAUUCUUUCACAUCAUAUGACUGUAAGCACAAGCUGGAUCCUUCAGUGUUAAAACCACAAUCUCUCCUGCAGUGAGAAGAUAAUGUAGAUUUUUUAAUGCCCAUGUUUCAGCCUAUUGGAAGAAGGUUGCUGCCUCUCUCUGGAUUAAAUCAAAGGAGCGGGGUUGUUUUGAACUUUUAUGUUUGUACUUGCAAAAAAUAAUAAUAAUAAUGCUCUGGAAAUCACCUUUUGUUGUUGCAGGAGAAAACUUGUGAUGGUUAUAAAAAUAGAAUUACUCUCCAUCUUCGGUCAAGAACAAACUGUGAUAGGAGGAGAUGGGGGGGGCAAGGACCUUGUUUCCAUCUCUAGUGAACUGUUUGUGGUAACUAAGCUGUGAAAAGGAGAUUGUUGGAUGUCGAAAACCUACCUGCAUGUCUGAGAGAUACAGACAUCUCAGAUCCACGGGACCGUAAGAAGCUGGCUUCACGUCAUCAGUUCACAACCAACAUUCAUGCUUGUCAGGGUGCAAGUAUCGGUUUGGGGAGGAGGGCUGUGGGUGUUCUCUGGUUUUGUGUCUGCUGUUUUUUUUCUAAAUAAAAAGAAAAAUUGGCAA